Pundamilia nyererei is the source of this 744-nucleotide messenger RNA. RefSeq names its product regulator of G-protein signaling 9-binding protein-like. The transcript has 5 exons. The record is from RefSeq and is a predicted model, not a curated record. The coding region runs from base 70 to 744 and encodes 224 amino acids. NCBI's taxonomy places the organism in Eukaryota, Metazoa, Chordata, Actinopteri, Cichliformes, Cichlidae.
UGUUUAUAGAAACCUGGCAAGAGCUGCUCUCCACCACAGAGGAAGAAGCUGCAGCAGGCGGUCGACAUAAUGAGUCGUUGGCGUCGUUCAGUGGACGAGCUGGCGGCACGGCGGCGACAGCAUGAAUGUGAGCGCGCUCAGGAUGCACUCAGUCGGGUCACUUCAUGUUUCCAGCAGCUGGUUGCGUUGGUCGGUAGCUCAGCCGACGGCAGCUUCCUGCGAGAUGAGUUGGAUGAGACGAGAGCUGUGGCUCACCGGAUCUGCAGUGGGCUGUCCUGCCGGCUGCUGCGCUCGCUUUCAAACUCUGACUUUGCCCCCUCAGGUGUGCAGGACAGGCAGGUUUUGGAGCGUCUGUGGGUUCUCUUCCUGUCAGCAUUGGAGCACUUCCUGUAUGACCUGCGUAAGGCCUGUGACCUAAUUGGGCAGUUCCCCCUGACUGAGCACAGCAACAGGCGCUCGCUGGUCAACACAGUGCCCCGCCCUCAGGACCUGUCUCAGAUGUUGCGGCCUCAGCCAGGUGUGCGUUCUGUCCCUCACACCAGCCGCUACACCUCUGAGGACAGAACCCCACCCUCUGGAAGUCUCUCCCAUACGAGCAUCACACCGCCCAUCACUGGAGUCCUUCAAAACUACCUCUUCAACCUGCACCUUUUUCCUGUUGUUGUUCUUUCUGACUCUAUAAAGUGUCCUGGGCAUGAGGCCACACAGGCUGAGCUCAGACCUGAUGAACUUCCUGUUACUUGA